AUGCUCAAUGACGCAGCACACAAAAGGAAGAGAGAAGAAUCUAUCAAAAUUUUAUUAGACUCUUCCGAUGAUUUUAGUGAUGAUGAAACUGUUCAAGUCAUGCGUGAUGAUGAUGAAACUAAUCAAAAAACAAUUUCCUUUCGACAACUUAAGAAAAAGAAGGCUUUGAAUUUAGUUGAUGUUUUACCCAAUAAUAAUAAUUUAAAUAAUUUAAAUAAUUUAAAUAAUAUUAAUAUGAAUAUUAAUGAUGAUCGGGAUGGAGAACAAACCACAAUGAAGAAUGAAAAUGAUAAAUUUAAUAAUCGUGAGGAACAAUUGAAGAAAAUGUUAAAUGAAAAUACAACGGAGAGAAGGUUGAAAGAAUAUUUCUAUUCGAAAGGAUUGAAAGUGGACGAUUGUGUUGGUUCAGGAGGAUUUGGAUCUGUUUUUACAGUGUUGAUUGGUGAGAAUAGGAAGGCCAUUAAAUGUAUUACAAAUUCCUCUACUGUUAUUGGAUUUCAGGAAUUGGCAAAUUCAAUUCAAUUAGAUCAUGAACAUAUUGUAAAAGUUGAUGAUUUUCACAUUAUUGAGGGAAUGGUUUGUCUUGAAAUGGAAUUUAUGGAGAAGGGAUCUCUGGUUAGCUAUAAACGAAAGCUCACUGAUUCAAUGCUUAUUCAAAUUGUAGCUCAGGUUUGUGAUGCACUUUCAUAUAUUUCCAAAAAGAAUAUUUGUCAUAGAGAUAUCAAGCCAGGAAAUUUAUUGGUCAGAAGUAUUGAUUUUGAUUUGGAAAGUAUUCAGGUGGUUGUUGGAGAUUUUGGAUUAUCAUUUAGUCAAAAAUCAAUCAAAGAGGUGAACGAUGGAGGUACUCUUAGUUAUAUGGAUCCAAUUAUAUUUGAAUAUAUUGAGAAUUUGAAGAAAAUUAAACCUGAGGAAAGGAAGAAUUUACCACUUCCAUACGGUAUUGAUACAGAUUUGUAUUCGUUGGGUGUAACUAUUGAGCAGCUUGUUGGAAAUACUCCUACUGAUUUUAUUCGAAAGAUUGUUGAAACAUUGAAAAAUCCAAAUAGAAAAGAAAGAGUUAGUUUCAUGCACAAAAUGGCUGCCAUUUCACAAGCCUACACACAAGCAUUUAAAAAUCCAAACAAUUCAACAUUGUGGCACAAACAUUUGGAAGCUGCCAGCAUUCAUCCUUUCUGUAUGGAACUAUCUCCCUAUCAACAUAAGCAUUUUGUAUUGGAAGUCUUAAAGAGAAAUGGAAUAGCCAUUCAGUAUGUGUAUCCUGAAUAUAGAAAAGAUACAGAAGUUGUACUCCAAGCUUUACGUCAAAACGUUUGGGCAAUUACAACCAUUUCAGAAGAAUUGAAUCAAGAUCCUAAAUUAGAACAAGUGGUCAAACAAAAUUUGGGAUGGAUAAAACCUGAAAUUAGGAAUAGAUUCUCAAGAGGUGAGAAUAGACAUCGAGAUUUGGAUUUUUAUUUAAAUCUUGUCAAGUACAAUGAAGAAACAAUCAUAUUCAUACCAGAGGAAAUGAAGUGGAACAGAGAAUACUUAUUGAAGUUUGUAUCAGUUAAUGGAGCUUGUCUACAGUAUCUGAGAGAUUAUAUGAAUGAUUUGGAAUUUUUCAAGAUUGCUCUUCAAAAUAAUCUGCAAGUCAUUGAAUUCGCUCCACCAUCAAUAAGAGAUGAUUUGGAAAUUAUGAAUGAAAUUAUUGAGAAAGAUCCCGAACUGUUUAGCUAUGCGAGUGCAAGACUAAAGGGAAAUAGAGAUCUAGCUCUCAAAUCAGUAACCCUCAACCCGUACAGAAACUUUGGACAAAUUCACAAAGAUUUAAAAACAAACUCUCAGUUCCUUAUUGAUGUUAUCACUAACAACCCCUCUAUCAUUGAACAAACAGCAUGGUUUGAUCCUUCUCUACCAUUCUAUGAUGAAUUAGCCAGUCAGGCACUUUCUCUUGAUAGAGAUUUAUUCUUUAAACUUCCUUUCGAAAAGAGAAAGUCCAAAGCUAUUUUACGUGAAUUUUUCGAAACUGUUCUGGUAGACAUGGUUAUGAUUGAGGAAGUUGUUGACAUUCUAUCUGGUAGCACUUCUCUAGACGAAGAAGCUUUACAACAACUAAAAGAAAGAUAUUUGGAUGAUCAGCAAAAAGGAACCAUACGUAAGAUUCUUCUUUCUAUUCUCUCAGUGGAUAGAUACAAGAUUCCAAUGCCAUUCCUUAUUGAACUGUUUUCUGAAGAUAGGGAUUUUAUUGAAUCUGCUGUAGAGUAUGGACAAGAUUUCUUUCAGAUUGCUUGUAAUGAUUUAAAAUGUCAAGAUGAAUUUCUAGCUACAUGUAUUGAUAAGGGAGUCAAUGUUUCUCAAUUUCCAAAAGAGAAGAGGUCAGAUGCUGAACUUAUGAAACGUGCCAUCUUGAAGGAUCCAAAUAAUUUCAGACAUUUGGAUGAAAAUCUCAAGGAAUCAAUUGAAAUGAUACAAUUAUUGCUUUCUAAUUAUCCUAAACUAUUCAAUUUGAUACCAUCACAUCUUCAGUAUGAAAAGGAAAUUAUCAAAAUAGCCAUCCAAUGCGGAUACAGAAAUUACAAUAAUUUGGCUUCACAAGCAUUCACCGAUGAAAAUAUUCUCAAGCUUGAUGUGAAAGGAUUAUUGCCAUUUGUUUCACAGAACUAUUUACGAAAUCACUCUGAAUUUCUAUUGGAAUCUGUAAAAAUCACAAAUGAAAUCAAGUAUUUAGAUUUAUUACCAGAUCAUUACAAAGAUAAUGAGCAAGUCAUGAUAGAGUUUGUCAAAUAUAAUGGCCUUGCACUGGAAUAUUGCAGUCCUACAUUGAGAUCUACAAAAGAGUUUGUACAAGUAGCUGUCAAACAAAAUGAAAUGGCUCUGCAAUUUGCCUCACCUUCAUUGCAAGUUGACCAUUCUUUCAUUUGUGAAUUUUCAAUUUUUCAAGAAAUGAAUAGAAUGUAA
Naegleria gruberi is the source of this 2937-nucleotide messenger RNA. RefSeq lists its product as uncharacterized. Gene Ontology annotation, cellular component: cytoplasm. The coding region runs from base 1 to 2937 and encodes 978 amino acids. NCBI's taxonomy places the organism in Eukaryota, Heterolobosea, Eutetramitea, Acrasida, Naegleriidae. Gene Ontology annotation, biological process: protein phosphorylation. The transcript has a single exon. The record is from RefSeq and is a predicted model, not a curated record. Gene Ontology annotation, molecular function: ATP binding; protein serine/threonine kinase activity.